This is a messenger RNA of Temnothorax curvispinosus, 1852 nucleotides long. Its product is annotated as DNA polymerase III PolC-type-like. The record is from RefSeq and is a predicted model, not a curated record. The transcript has 2 exons. The coding region runs from base 365 to 1375 and encodes 336 amino acids. Gene Ontology annotation, molecular function: 3'-5' exonuclease activity; nucleic acid binding. Lineage: Eukaryota; Metazoa; Arthropoda; Insecta; Hymenoptera; Formicidae.
UCGCGUAUUCGUCUUCCGUCUUUACGGUUGAAUAGCCAACCAUAUUGGAUUCCUCCGCGAAGCUCUUUGUGUGGCGUGUAUCACGAGUUCUUUGGGCAUAUGUAGCUAGUUGUGUUGUACGAGUUCAAGAAUAUACGCCUAACCGAUGCCAGACUAGAGUCAAGCUCAACAGGGUCUUCUUUCACCGCUAAAUUUUCCAAGCCCGUUCCCUUGGCAUUGACAUUUUUACCAAGUCACUAUCUGCAUGUAAAUCUUUUCUAACCGUCCAGAGUGAAAUCGGCAUCCAUUCCGAGAUUCCCCACUGGAAUUUCCAUACAAUAUUGCAUCGUUCAUAACAAAUAAAGAAUUGAAGUAUUCAAGAAAAAUGACAGAAGCAAUGUUGCCUUCCAUAAAAACUCGUCAAAAUAUACUGGCUCAAGAAGGUCAGGUUUCGAGAAAAGAAUCUGAACAGACUGAAGGAAUUCAAUAUCAAUCUAAUUGUGGCGAGAAUAUCCAGAAUACUAAUCUCUCACCAGACAAUAUAAAGUUUGUAUUCUUCGACUUGGAAACUUCGGGAUUCCAUAAGUCAGCAGACAUUCUGCAGAUUGCUGCAAAAUGCGAAGAAUACAAAUUUUGCGCAUACGCGACUCCUACUCAGCCAAUUAUGCCUAAAGCGACAGAAAUCACUGGCUUGAAAAUUGUGGCAGGAGAGUUAUUUUUGGAUGACGAAAGAGUUCAGUCGAGCCCUUUGCAGAAAGUGCUACGUGAGUUCAAAGAAUGGCUAGCUGUAAUAUCAAAACCGUGUAUUCUUGUUGCGCACAAUGCAACAUUUGACACUGGUUAUUUACUCCGUGCUUUGAUAAAUAAUUCAAUGAUAGAGGAUUUCAAAAACCUUAUCGUCGGAUUUUCAGAUACUCUUGUCCCUCUUAAAAAACUCUAUCCUCAGAGAAAAGGUAAAGGGAUGUUUAAACUGUCUACUUUAGCCCAAGAUUUGUUGCAAAUAGAACUGACUGAAAAUUUCCACGAAGCAGCAUACGAUGUGGAAAUACUCGAACAAAUCGCUUCAACUAUUCCGAAAGAGAAUUUGAUUGGAAACCACAAAUCGUUCAAGGAAUCACUUGACCAUGAAACUCGACUGCAAAAGACAGCAAAACUGAAACGAUCUUUGAACAUUUUUAAAAAUGUUAUCUCCAACGGAAUGAUUAAAAAAAUAGCAGAAGCAGGGAUCAAUCGUGCAAAAUUACAAGAUAUUUAUGAAAAAAGUGGAAGAGAGGGUAUUAUUCAAUUGUUGUCGGCUAAACAAAAAGAUAAUAAACCUCGUGUCACCAAUCAAAAAAGAAUCUUAGAAAACAUUGUAGAAUUUUUAGAUACGAACCAAAGCCCAGCAAUGGUCUAAUUAUAAAACAAAAAAAAUUAUAAAUAAAUCAUUUAUUUUAACGAAUUCUGUAUUAGAGAAUUUAACGUUUUUUCUGUUAUGAAAUACAUGGUUAUAUUAUAUUUAUGAGAAAUUGUUAGCAUUGAAUGUUGACAAUAUUUAAAGAAUAUAUGUGCAAUAACAAAUACAUAUUGUGGCAGUUGUCGAGGAAGAGGAAGAGAGAAGCGAAGAGGAAACGAGGAAGAGGAAUGUUAUAAUAAGGAUUGAGAAGGAGAGGAAUCGAGUUUGGAGAAGGUGAGGGAGCUUUUUGAGGAGGGCCUGAGGGUGAAGGCGGAGGUAAGAGAGGUGAGGGUGGUAGGUUCGGUUCUGCCGAGGAAAGUGAACACCAAGAGUGAGUCUACGCAGACUAACGAAACCAGCCCGAGGAGAUAAGACUCUAGAAGCGUGAUAAUUCUGUCAGACUAUUUUAAUAUAGUUUGUAUAAAUAUAUUAAUAAAU